Staurois parvus is the source of this 297-nucleotide messenger RNA. Lineage: Eukaryota; Metazoa; Chordata; Amphibia; Anura; Ranidae. The record is from the annotation of a GenBank genome assembly.
UCAGCUCUACAGCGGGACCUUACCUGUUCCUCUAUCCAGUGCCGCGCUGUCUUCCCGGCUUCUGUAGUGUGGGCGCUCAGAUUGACAGCCCGGUGCGCAUGCGCGAGAAGCGGUGCACUUUGUGAAUGGUAAGGUGGCACCUGGGACACAUGACAGGUCCCAGAAGCCGCCGGACCAAUCACAAAGCGCAGCUCGCUUCUCGCUCAUGCGCACUUGGCACCCGGCUGUCAAGCCAAGCGCCCACACUACAGAAGCCGGGAAGACAGCGCGGCGCUGGAUAGAGGAAUAGGUAAGGUC